GACUGAGCACGCCCUGCAUCAAGUGAAACUUUUCGGUCCGCAGCAAAGCUCGCUUUGCUCCGCACCGGCUCCCGGGGAGAAGCAGCGCCUCUCCCAGCCGCAGCCUGCUGGCCAUGGGGAGGAGCGCACGGCAGCUCAUCUCGCUGACCCUCGCCUGUGCAUUUUCCUCCUGCUUUGCUGAAGUGGCCCUGGGUGUCAAACUGUCUCCAGAAACCACAUCCUUCCACCAAAUGGCUACUUCUGCUCAGCCGCUUGCCCUGUAUCAUUCUUCACCCCAUCAAAGCACCACAGUUCAUUUUACCAGCACAGGCCCUCUUCAAACAACACCCAUGAGCCACGGAACAACUGAGCAGACAGCGGAGCAGCUCCAGGGAACAUCAGCUGCAGGCCAGCACACGGCAGCUCAGGCAGGAGCAGGCACCACAGCCACAGCCCCUGCAGACAGUCCCAGCACGGCCGGCCAGGCCACCACCCCAGCGAUGCCCUCGCUUACAGCUGCAGUCAAGAACACAACCGCUCCCCCUGUGUCCUCCACCAGGCGUGGCAGGGGACCACAUGUGACCACAGCAACUGCAGCAGUGGCCACCAACACCUCCCUGAAGCACGAGACAGUGAGUACCCAGGGGGCAGCUGCCACCACCGCCUCUGCAGCCACCAGCACACAGAGGGCCGGGCCCAGCACGCCGUCAGAGAGACAAACAACAGCCACUGGUGGUCCAACAGCCACAGCCAUGACCAACACAACAGGCACCCAUGCAGGGACACAAACAGCCCCCACAUCCCCUGCCAGCACAGUGAGACCCUCUCCCACCCCACAGCCCUCUGCCAUCCCCACAGGCACCUACACCGUUUCCGAUGGCAACGGGACCUGCGUCAAAGCCGUCAUGGGUCUGCAGCUGAUGGCCCGAAAUACACAACAGGAGCAGAUGGAAUAUGUGACUGUCAACCCCAAUGCGACAAAGAUAUCUGGAAGCUGCGGGAUGAUGCAGUCUGAGCUGAACUUAACUUUUAGUGGAGGAUUUGUAAACAUCAGCUUUGUAAAGCAAGCUCCAAGUUACUCUGUCACUAAAAUUGAGAGCAGAAUACAGUUAUCUUCUGAAGGUAUGCUUUACUAUGCAGCCCUAAAUGAGAAGCUGUUCACAACAAAGCUGGGGAAUUCCUUUAAGUGUGCCAGCAGGCAAACCUUUUCCUUGGAGAAGAACUUCCAGAUCCUUUUUGUUCAUAUGCAGCUGCAGGCGUUUGACAUUGUGGGUAACCAGUUUGGAAAAGAAGAAGAAUGUUUUCUUGAUAGAAAUGGCAAAAUAGCUCCCAUUGCAGUGUGCCUGAGUAUCCUGGGAUUGUUUGUCAUUGUGUUUGCCACCUUCCUGAUCUCCAGGAGGAAGCCACAGAGAGGAUAUGAACGCAUCUGAGGUGCCCUUGUGCUUCCAAGUGUGCGCAGCAAGGAGAGAAGUCACAGGAGUUUUUGCUUCUGCCUGGCAAUCUCCCUGCCCUGAAGCCACAUUUUUAAGUGAGAUGACACCAUGUGUUUACAGCUAAUGCAUGUUUCUGGAAGGAGUUCUUGUAAGGUGGGAAGGAGAGAACUCACACCUUCUGCUUUAGGCUAUUCUUAGCAUCUAAUUUAGAUGUAGUCCAAAAUGAGGAGCCUAAAUUCUCUCUGUUGGCUACAAAGGAGGUCACUCAGAACACCUAAGCCAGAUUCCUAAAAAUAGCUUAAAGCAAGCAGUAUCACUACCCCCUAGAAAAUCCAUCAGGUUUGUUAAUGAUGGUAUUUAGAUUUAUCAAAAGAUGUAAGUCUGACCUUCAGGAGAAUAAACCAGAGGCCCACAGCUACAGACAACUCUGCUAAGUGAGCUCACUGGAAGUUUUUUUCAGAACAUGGUGUGUGCCAAAAUCUCAGGGGAAUUGUCAGCGUGACUCCACUCACAAGCAAGUUCUCACCAGUCUUACACACAGUUACACAUCCUAAGCUCCUGGGAUUCUCCCACUAAGCUCUUUGCAAAGACAGAGUGGUAAUUGUGACUCUUACCCUGGAGCUGAGUAUGUUCCUGGUCUUAUGAGAGCUCAGGAAUCCCCCACGUGCUGUUCAGACAUGGACCUGUCACAGUGACCACACUGAGCCCAGGAAAUGUCCUCUGCUGGGGCAACAGGGCAGUCUCUUAAUCCAGGCAGAUGCCACACUCACUGGAAAUACCUGGGAUUAAGUGACCACCACUGGGGCACCUGCAUGAGGUCCAUGAGAAAUGGAAAUUCACUGAUGCUGUACAGUCAAGGUUUCAGUGGGAAAUAAAAGCUUGCACAGACCUUGGACAAACUUUGCCCAAAAGUGAGUGUGCUCACAGCUGAGCAGCUGGAUUUUCAUAUGGAAAUAAUCUGGAGUUGCUUUAAAGCACACUGAUACACUCUGUAGUCUAUUUCCUGUUGAACCAAUGAUGAAGGCAUGAGAAUAGUAAUUGCUUUUGAGAUUUAAGUCCAGCUCAUGUUCUUUGUUGUAACAAGGAAAAGUUCCUUGUCACAAAAGAUUUACAUGUGCAGAAAUGUACAUAUACACAUGUGCACAUGCCACACAAUCUGCUCACUGAAGCAAAUGACAUUAAGAUGAUAAGAAAUUAUGUACAAAAGCAUUUGCAAAAGAGAAAAUAGUAUUCAAUACGAGCACACUUCCUCCAAGGAGUUAGGCUAACGGCUUAAAUUUUACUAAUAAAAGUUUGGCCUGGAAAAGGACUGUAGAAUGGCACUCAUUAAACAAUAGAAAGAUGAACUCAUAGGCAAAAAUGCCUUGACAGUUUAAUCUGUAUCUAAACAAAAAGGAAAUGCUGGGAGUUAAUUUAAUUUCUACGGAUAAUGGCCCAAAUCCUGGGCAGUUAUUAAUGGUGAUGAAACCUCAUUGGAUUUUCACUGGAUAAAAUUGAUGGUUAUGUCAUAUCAGAUAUUCCCUUAAGUAUUUUAAAAAUAGUUUUGGUAUUUUACUAGUAUUUCACCAUUGCAAAUUUACUUAUUUAAAUGAAGAAAGAAAGUAAAUUCUUCCAUUCUAUGAAUUAAUUAGAGAUGUUGGUCUGUGUGAAGCAGGAAACAUUACCAUACUGCUCUAUAAUCAGCAUAAUAUGUAGCUGUGGAAGUAAUUACCAUUCUUUAGAAAUAUUCCCUUUGAAUCUGAAUGAACCAAUAAAUAAGAAAGAUAAAGACAAUUCUGAAGCACUUUUACACUUGGAGAAACAUCAGAACCAGCUGUGAGCACAGGAACAGCUGAAUACAUUUAUAAGGUAAAACAGCACAAGAAAUAGGACACCAAACUUUGAAGCCUUGAAUACAGACACCAUGAUUUGGACUGUAUUCAGUUGAAUACUCAAAUUAAAAUGUAAGUAUUUCAAUUAUUCUUUCACAAAAGGGCUCCAGCACUAUUCAUAAUGCUUAGUGAGUUUUCUUGAGCUCAUUUUCCCUUUCUCCUUCACCCCUUAGCAGACAAGCAACCACUGGACUCAGACCUUGGGCCUAAUAAGAUCCCUCUAAUUCUCAGGGUUACUUGAUACUAUGAAUCUGUUGCUUAGAAAGCAGAUUUUUAUACUCAAUAAAGCAUUCAACUUUUUUUUUUUUUUUUAAUGACAUGUCUGGGAGGAAAGGUAAAUGGAUGAAGAGCUUCCAUUUGAAAAUGAGCCUGUGCCUGCAGUGAGGAUGUCACUGUCCCAGUCUGCUACAUGUGGCCAUUUUAACAAAAGCUCCCUAAAGAGCUCAGCACAUGGUCUGGCCCUAAGCUGUUCUGCCCAGGGAUCAGACAUCUUUCCCUUGUCAAAGCUCAGUCCCAUUUCACAUGUUCUUUGGAUUGCUGGACUGUGUGAUCUGUGUUACUUCUACUGACAUGGAUAUAGAAUUUGCUUCUUCUGAUCUGAAAAAUUGCUUUAUUUUAAUAGUCAGCCUUUAAAAAAAGUCUGAUACGAGCAUGAGGACAGAAAAGAGUUACUAAUGACUGCUAAUUCUGUGGUUAAUAUUGUGACACCUGGCAUUUUUACUAGUGAUGCAUGAAUAAUGUUUUCCCCCACAGUUUUUUUUUUUUCCUACAGUGAAUCAACAUGUUGAUAUUGAACAAUGUUUGGAUUCAGAUUUAUCUUAUUUGUUCUUAUGCUUUUUCUUGCUAUUUUUUGUUUGCUAUUUUUAUGAAGCUGCAUUCUGCCAUUUGUACAUGAAUGAUACUCUGGCUUUGCUCUAACUGGCACCGGUGAAGUGCACAUGGUGCAAACCAAUGAAAUGAUUGGAUGCUCCCAGGAAAUGCUUCCAACAUGCAGCAAAAUUGAUCCAAUGGAGUUAGUGCUUUACAGCAGUAGAGUACCCAUUGGAGAAAUCCUUACUGCAUCAGGAGAUCCCAGCCUUGAAGUGCAACCUUUCUCCCAGCGCAUCCCAUCACCUCCAUCCCUGAUCCCAAAACUCAGCCAGCCUGCAGCAGGGAUGUGUCAGCAUAGCAGGGAGUGUUUCUUCUCCAGAUUUAAUGCUGAAUUAGAAGCAGACAGCCCAGCUGUUCCCUGAGCUGCCGUGUGCAGCUCUAAAAGCUGAUGCCCGUGUUCAUUUUCUGCCAGAAUACAGGAAUAUAUUUAGCUGGCAUUUUUUAAUCUAAUGGAGUGGCUUUGAGGUCUCCCUCCUACUGGGAAGACUCUAUGGGGUAAUUCCUCUUAGUGGUGUCAGAUUUGCUCUUUUCAGCAUCUUGUCUGAGGAAGUAUCUUGAGCAAAAAGUCCCUAAAAGAACACCAUACAAACGGAGGAUAAUUGGUACUAGCUGAGCCAUAAUGGCCAUACUGUGGGGCAGCAGGGCAGUUUUGUCUGCUGUGGGAGGAGACAAGGCUGCAGCUGGGUCCCAGAGUGACUCAGCAGCCCCAGCUGCAGGUUCAGACCAAUCCAGCCCUGAACCAGAAGGUGCUGAGCAGGAUGAUGUGGUGCAUUGAUGACGUGAUGCAUCCACCAGGGAAGCAAAGCUUAACUUCUGUGCAAGCGUAUGCUGCUCAGGAGGCCAUGGGGCCAUCACAGGGACUAGGAGGUGAGCACAUCCCCACAUCCUGAUGGCUCCCUGGUGCCCUGCUGCAGCUCCCAUGCCAGACCAUCCCCUGUGGUCUCUGCACACCCAAGACAAAAUGAGGGUAUCCCAGAAACACAAUGAUGUCACACUAAGACAAGUCACUGAGGAGUUUAAAAAGCAGGGUUUAAUUUCUUUCAGUCCUUUCUGUUUUCUGAUGGACAAGCACAAAUUAGGAAACAGCUGUUAAUUCAGUUGAAAGAGGAAGGGAGAUUAGAUUGGCAUCUUGACUCAACAUGGCUUGGCUGAUCACUUCUAGUUUGCUAUAAUGUAUGGCUGCUAAAAAUAACUUGCUAUGAGAAGUAAGAUAUGCUCUUUAUUUUUCUAUUAUUGGUGUUUCCGUAAUAAAGGCUGUAUUUAAUCA
Messenger RNA from Haemorhous mexicanus (house finch), 5420 nucleotides. RefSeq names its product lysosomal associated membrane protein 3 (gene LAMP3). The transcript has 6 exons. Gene Ontology annotation, cellular component: membrane. Bases 114 to 1409 code for a protein of 431 amino acids. The record is from RefSeq and is a predicted model, not a curated record. Lineage: Eukaryota; Metazoa; Chordata; Aves; Passeriformes; Fringillidae.